This is a messenger RNA of Microstroma glucosiphilum, 4056 nucleotides long. Its product is annotated as DUF663-domain-containing protein. NCBI's taxonomy places the organism in Eukaryota, Fungi, Basidiomycota, Exobasidiomycetes, Microstromatales, Microstromataceae. The record is from RefSeq and is a predicted model, not a curated record. Gene Ontology annotation, molecular function: U3 snoRNA binding; GTPase activity; GTP binding. The transcript has 2 exons. Gene Ontology annotation, biological process: endonucleolytic cleavage of tricistronic rRNA transcript (SSU-rRNA, 5.8S rRNA, LSU-rRNA); ribosome biogenesis; maturation of SSU-rRNA from tricistronic rRNA transcript (SSU-rRNA, 5.8S rRNA, LSU-rRNA). Gene Ontology annotation, cellular component: 90S preribosome; nucleus. The coding region runs from base 127 to 3576 and encodes 1149 amino acids.
CACCUUCGUACCAGAAAGACAGUCUCAGCUUGAAAGGUGUCAGCGUCCUCAUCUUUGUCCGUUCCCGUACCGAUCGCCUCGCUCUAGAGCGACGGUCGACUCCCACUCCUCUGCGCAUCUGUCGCCAUGUCGGAUCCCACGAGCCAGAAGCACAAGUCGCACCAUGCAAGCCAGACGGACAAGAAGGCCCAGAAGGAGGCCAACCGCCACUCCAAGGGCUACAACCCGCGAGCCUUUGUCAACGCUAAUCCCAAUGUAGCUCAAAAGCAGAUUCUCCGAAACGCAGAGAGAGAUCAGCAGAGGUUGCAUGUACCACUCGUCAGUCGCACCAGCGAGGAUGAGGCACCUCCAGUCAUUAUUGCCAUUGUGGGACCUCAGGGUGUGGGCAAGACGACGCUGAUGCGCAGUCUGAUCAGGAGAUUCACAAAACAUACCCUGAAGGACAUCAGAGGUCCGGUGACCGUUGUCAGUGGCAAGAAGAGGCGAUUGACAUUCAUUGAAUGCGGCAACGACCUCAAUUCCAUGAUCGACAUUGGCAAGAUUGCAGACUUGGUCCUACUCAUGAUCGACGGCUCUUUCGGCUUCGAAAUGGAGACGAUGGAGUUCCUCAAUAUCCUCCAAGCCCACGGAUUUCCCAAGGUCAUUGGCAUCCUUUCUCACCUCGACCUGAUCAAAAAAUCUGCGACCCUGAGAGCCACCAAGAAGAGGCUGAAGUCCCGAUUCUGGACAGAAGUCUAUGCCGGAGCUAAGCUCUUCUACCUGAGCGGUAUCAUCAAUGGGCGAUACCCCGAUACAGAGGUGGCAAACCUGAGCCGCUUCAUCAGCGUGAUGAAGUACAGGCCAUUGACCUUCCGCAAUUGUCAUCCCUACGUACUAGCGGAUCGAUUCGAAGACCUCACCAGUCGGGAGCAAAUCCGGACUCAACCAAAAGCAGACCGGAGGAUCACAGUGUAUGGAUACCUGCGAGGGACGAACAUGAGACCCAAUCAGCGCGUCCAUGUCCCCGGAGUGGGAGACAUGACUAUUUCCUCCAUUGAGAAGCUCGCCGAUCCCUGUCCGCUCCCCACGACCGAGAGCGAAAAGCGGCGGCGGCUCGAUGACAAGCACAAGCUCGUUCAUGCGCCCUUCUCAGAUGUCGGUGGAGUCAUGUUCGACAAGGACGCCGUUUACAUCAAUGUCCCCGGCAACUUCACCCGCAAACAGCGCGCAGAGGGGGAAGAGGGCGAGGAUGACGAGGACGAUGAAGGCGCAGGAGAAGGAGAGGCCAUGGUCAUGAAGCUACAAGACGCCAAGAGGACUCUGGGCGAUCGAGGCUCAGGACAGGAUGGCGAGCUGCGACUGUUUGAAGAGGACGAGGCUCCUUUGACUGCUGCUGCUGCUGCUGCGAGUGGUUCCAAUGGCAAAAAGAGCGGAAGGAAAGCCGCCUUUGAUGAUGUCGGAGGCGACGACGAUGACGACGAGGACGACGAGGACGCAUCGGAAGACGGGGACGAUGACGAUCUCGACUACACUGGCGCUGGUCCAUCCCGUGGACUAGCAGAGGAUUCUGACGAUGACGUAGACCGAGAGCUCGCCUUUGCUGAGAGCGACUCCGACAUGGGCUUUGGUUCUGGUGAAGAUGACGACGAGGAAGACGAGGACCAACCAGAGAGCAGUGCGGCUCCCUGGAAGCGCAACCUCGCAGCCAAGGCGCAAGCUACAGUGGAAGCAAACAAGCACAGGCGCAAGCCAGACCUGAUGAAGCUCAUCUACAAUUCGACACUCACUCCUCUGGACAUUGCCAUGGGCAAGACGCAGCCCGAUCGGGACGAUGACCGUGACGAAAUCCGGCUGGCAGACGACGACGAAGGCGACGAUGACUUUUUCCAGCUGGCUCGUCAAGACAAUGGCAACGGCAAUGGCGCAACAUCAGCACUCGAUGAUGAUGCGGAUCUAGUGCCAGACCAGAGUGCGUUGCGGUGGUCGCAGGACGAUCUGGACAAGUGGAACGAUGAGGCUGCUCUAGAUUCGAUUCGCCACCUCUUCAUCACGGGAAAUAGAGAAGGCGAGGAGGGCGAGGAGGGUGCAGACGAGGAUGCUGGCGCAGGCUUCGACGAUGAAGACGGCGAGGACGCAGAUGCCGGGCGAGACGUCGAUGAAGACCCCGAGGUGGCGCGGGAGAAGGCCCUGGCAGCCAAGAAAGAAGCGCUCAAGAAGAAGUUCGACGAGCAGUAUGACGACGACGAUGAAGCUGGCGAAGGGGAAAAGGACUGGUACGAGACUCAGAAGGCUGAAUUGGCAAGGCAGGCUGCUGCCAAUCGUGCCGAAUUCGAGAAUUCGGACGAGGCGACUCGACAUGCCAUCGAGGGCUACCGACCUGGCUGCUACCUCCGUAUCGAAUUCACAGCCGUGCCCUACGAGCUGGUGGAGUACUUUGAUCCUCGGUCGCCUCUACUGGUAGGCGGUCUGUUGAGCUCUGAGGAGACGUACGGUUUUGUGCAAGUGAGGAUUAAGCGCCACAGAUGGCACCACAAGAUUCUCAAGACCAAUGACCCGCUCAUCUUCAGUAUGGGUUGGCGUCGCUUCCAGUCGAUUCCUAUUUACUCGAUGGACGAUGGAACGCGCAAUCGAAUGCUCAAGUACACCCCGGAGCAUAUGCAUUGUCUGGCCACAUUCUGGGCUCCUGCCGCUCGGCCCAACACGGGCUUCUGCGCCUUCAAUACCCUCUCUUCAAGUGUCGCCUCGUUCAGAAUCUCUGCCACGGGUACCGUUCUGGAUGUUGAUUCUGGCUCGGGCGCACACAAGAUUGUCAAGAAGCUGAAGCUGACUGGAUACCCGGCAAAGGUCUUCAAGAACACUGCUUUCGUAAAGGAGAUGUUCACCUCCAGUCUCGAGGUGGCCAAAUUCGAAGGAGCCAACAUCAAGACUGUUUCGGGUAUCCGUGGACAGGUGAAAAAGGCGCUUGCCAAGCCCGAGGGUUGGUUCAGAGCUACCUUUGAGGACAAGCUACUGAUGAGCGACAUCAUCUUCCUACGCGCUUGGUACUCUCUCCAUCCUCGCCGAUACUACAAUGCCGUCACCUCUCUCCUUUCCCCCAUCGAUCCGGACUCUUCUACGGGUGAUCGAGCCUGGACAGGCAUGCGUCUUACGGGUAAAGUGCGGUACGACGAAAAGAUCAAGACGCCUCGUCCUGUCAACUCGAUCUACAAGCCUAUCACGGAUCGUCCCGAGGAGCGUAAAUUCAACAAGCUCAAGAUUCCCCGCAAAUUGCAAGCUGCACUCCCUUAUGCCUCUAAGCCCAAACAGAUGAAGAAGCAAGGAAAGGCUACCUAUCUGCAGAAGAGGGCCGUGGUGAUGGAAAAGCCCGAGAGGGAGGCCGUUGCUCUUUUACAGCAGAUGCAAGCUGUUCAAAAGGCCAAGGUGGCAAAGAGGGUCAAGAAGCAGGAGGAGCGAAAGAGUGAGAGGAGGGAGAAGCUAAAGGAGAAGGAGGAAGGAAAGGAGAGGAAGAGAAAGGCAGAAUCGAAGGAACAUUUCAGAAAGGAAGGGCAAAAGGAGGCAAAGAGGGCCAAGCAGACGAGCAAGGCGAGGGGAGAUUGAGCGGGUAGCAUGGAGCAUCGCAUCUUGGGGAGCUGUUUAGAGACGGCUGUGUACUUUGCCUUGGCUCUCACGCGCAUAAAGUUCUUCUUGACGUUCGGUAGCAAGUGAGACGCAGUCCUACAUUGGAGUGUGCGUCAGCUGAAGCACCUCUAGUAUCAUCACGGUCAUGGUCAUCGUCAUCCUCUACGAGUGAGAACUUUACGAAAACUUUAUCAACCAUAGCGAACUGACUACAAUGUCGUGUAGACCAGGUUGAGCAAACUCGAGGGAGUUGAUCUUUUCCCAGUCCCUCUCAUCAAUCUGUCGCAACUCGCGCCCAUCCCCCACAAAGAUCAUUCCCGUUAUGUAUCCUUUCUGAUCACAGCAAUCCGUCGCCUCCUCGUCUCUAUGCUUGAGGAGACCGAGCGUGAAGCCCUGCUGGUUCGACUUGCCCUCGACCUCGAGUUCAUCGACCGCCCUUGGCAAUAUCGGAGAAUUGUC